CAACAGAGCAAAAGUACGCGAGUGUGAGUGGGCUGGUGGGUUGGCGUGCGUCUGGCGUGCGGCAUCCCUUGAGCCAAGGCGAAGCCGCGAAGGAAGUUAUGACUCUGGCGGGUGUGAGCGAUGUAGCCGUAGGAGGUAAAGUAGGGAGUCAGUCGUACCGAUAGCCAGAGAGGAUUCGUGGUGUAUGGUGUAGUGCUGGAGGAUUUGAUGCGUCUCAGGAUGUUGGCCCGGCUGGAAUGGAGGAAUUGGUGCCGAGACGGAGCUGAGGUUGAGGAUGGUGAUGGGUGAUGGGUGGUGACAGACGGCAGAUGCGGAGUGGACGUUGGCAGAUGGCAAAGGGCAGAUGGGUACGGAGGUACGGAGAAGAGGACACAACAUGGAAGGAGACAACGUGGGCAACGGCCGGGCAUGCGGAAUUCUUGGCUGUCAGUCUGAGACGAAAAGGGAGAGUCCAAACCGCUGGAGAAUUUGGAUGGUUUGGUGCCUUCCCUUGGAACGUAUUAUCUAAGGUACCUUACCUCAGAAGAUGGAAGCCGAAAAGAGCAAGAUGCAGCACCUUGAUGAAUGAUCAUUUACAUCGGGCAAGAAAGAAACACCAGAGAUGGAAGCGACGAUAUCGGCUCUUUCCCGGUGCAGGGUGUUUGUGCCUGAUCUUUCCUCUCCAUUCUUCAAACUCGUGGAGUCCGGACCCACUCGGCGUUGGCAUCGCCUGCCUCUUCCUGUUCCUGAUCUGCCAUGUCACGUUGUUCCUGCCUCUUAAUGGAAAGCUAGGUACAAGCUCAUAAUGCCCCGUUUCUUGGUCCUCCUUGGUCCGGGCCUUCUCUAACAAUCGCCGGCGGGAGACAUGGGCGAGGGUACAUCCUGAAGAUGGAAGGCAAGGCAUGGAAGGCAAGACCGAAAGUAAGGUACGUA
Colletotrichum phormii is the source of this 912-nucleotide messenger RNA. RefSeq lists its product as uncharacterized. The coding region runs from base 288 to 785 and encodes 165 amino acids. The record is from RefSeq and is a predicted model, not a curated record. NCBI's taxonomy places the organism in Eukaryota, Fungi, Ascomycota, Sordariomycetes, Glomerellales, Glomerellaceae. The transcript has a single exon.